Molecule: messenger RNA, 921 nt
Organism: Penicillium argentinense
Lineage: Eukaryota; Fungi; Ascomycota; Eurotiomycetes; Eurotiales; Aspergillaceae
Product: Mitochondrial phosphate carrier protein
Exons: 4
Coding region: 1-921 (306 amino acids)
Biological process (GO): mitochondrial phosphate ion transmembrane transport
Cellular component (GO): mitochondrial inner membrane
Molecular function (GO): phosphate transmembrane transporter activity
Source: RefSeq, a predicted model, not a curated record
AUGGCUGCCGCCGCCGCCGCUUACCCCCAGCUCACCAAGAGCAAGCCUGAGGGCAUCGAUCUCUAUGCUCGCUUCGCUCUUGCCGGUGCGCUGGGCUGCUCCAUCACGCACGGUGCCUUCACUCCGGUGGACGUUGUUAAGACAAGGAUCCAACUCGACCCUGCCACUUACAACCGUGGCAUGAUUGGCAGCUUUCGCCAGGUCGUCCGCAACGAAGGUAUCAGCGCUCUCGCAACAGGUAUCGGCCCAACCUUCGCGGGCUAUUUUAUGCAGGGUGCCUUCAAAUUUGGUGGCUAUGAAUUCUUCCAGCAGAAAAUAAAUGAUAUUUUCGGCAAGGAAAAGGCUACAGAGAAUCGUACAGCUGUUUAUGUUAUUUCGGCUGGUACUGCUGAGUUCUUUGCCUCGAUUGCAUUAUGCCCCUUGGAAGCGACGCGUAUUCGUCUUGUCUCGACACCUGGCUUUGCCAACGGUCUGAUUGGUGGCUUUGGGAAGAUCCUGAAAAAUGAGGGUAUUGGUGCCUUUUAUUCUGGCUUUGGUCCGAUUCUCUUCAAGCAGGUUCCUUACACAAUCACCAAGUUUGUUGCUUUCGAAAAGGUUUCUGAGGCUAUUCUGAGCCAGUUUGACAAGCCCCAAAUGUCUGCCGGUGCCUCGACCGCUGUGAACCUUGGAUCUGGUCUGAUUGGCGGCUUUGCAGCUGCCAUCGUGUCGCAGCCUGCUGAUACUAUGCUUUCCAAGAUCAACAAGACGAAGGGUCUGCCGGGUGAGAGCACUGUCUCUCGGCUGGUUAAGAUCGCCGGUGAGCUUGGUCUCCGUGGAUCUUUCGCUGGUCUCCCCACUCGUCUGUUCAUGGUUGGUGGCCUCACUGCGGGCCAGUUCGCCAUAUACGGCGAUAUCAAGAAGCUCCUUGGUGCUACGAAAUAG